Molecule: messenger RNA, 1592 nt
Organism: Erpetoichthys calabaricus (reedfish)
Lineage: Eukaryota; Metazoa; Chordata; Cladistia; Polypteriformes; Polypteridae
Product: G-protein coupled receptor 35-like
Exons: 2
Coding region: 103-1092 (329 amino acids)
Biological process (GO): positive regulation of Rho protein signal transduction; phospholipase C-activating G protein-coupled receptor signaling pathway
Cellular component (GO): membrane
Molecular function (GO): G protein-coupled receptor activity
Source: RefSeq, a predicted model, not a curated record
ACGUAUAAGUACAAGUAAUUAACUUUGUUUGUGGCAAAAUACAAUUCCUUGCGACUCUGCGGGCACGUUUGGAUCAUUUGAACUGUCGGUGACUAUGUCUGAAUGUGUAUGAACAUUAAGAUCUUUCUGGCAAAGAAAAAGAUGAACACCAGCAACUGUAACCUUACACUUACUGAUGGAGUCCAUCUUUUCCAAAUGGUGUUCUAUAUACCUGUUUUCAUUCUGGGACUUAUAUUCAACAUUUCAGCUUUGGUUAUGUUCUUCUGGAAACAGAAGAAUUGGACAGACACUUUAAUCUACCUAACUAAUCUGUCCAUUUCAGACUGCAUUCUGUUAUUUGCCUUACCAUUCAAGAUGCAUUCAUACAACACAGAAUGGGAGGCGACCACGCUAUCAUUUUGUCAGUUUUUGGUUUCGAGUUACUACGUCAAUAUGUAUGUGAGCAUCUUGACUGUAACUGUCAUAAGUAUUGUUCGAUAUGUGGCAAUAAAGUUUCCUUUUAAGGCCAAGACCAUCCAGUCCCGCAGGAAAGCUAUUAUCGUCUGCAUUUUGCUGUGGUUGACUGUGUGCUCCUUAAGUGCUGUUUUUCACUUGGUGGACACUCCAGAGAAGAACACCACUCAGAUUAAAUGUUUUCAGAAGAAUACUUCUAAACCCCUUCCUCUGUCUUUCAUUUUGGUUCUGGAGAUUGUUGGCUUUUUUGGGCCUUUUCUCAUCAUCACCUUCUGCUCAGUCCAAAUUAUCUGCACUCUAUCCAAAUACAAUGCUAUGAGCUCUGGAAGGGAGCGCACCAAAAGCAUUCGAAUCAUUGCUGCCAAUUUUGUGGUGUUUUUAGUUUGCUUUGCGCCUUUUCAUCUUGGGUUUCUGUUCAAAUUCUUAGUGGAAACUCUAAGACCUAAUAAUUGCCAGCUUCUGCAAGGCUUCCAUACUUUUGUUCACAUUGCAAGCUGUAUUGCCAACGCAAACUGUUGUUUGGAUGUGUUUUGCUAUUACUUUAUUCUUAAGGACUUCCGGAUUACCUCUGCAGCUCAAUCACCCAUAAGUGACAAAUUUAACAUGAAGAAAUUUUCCUUCCAAUCUGGAGUGCUGUAGAAUAGAAUGCAAUGCUGCAUAGUUGGGGAUGUAAAAUUUGUAUUUUUCCCCAUACACAAUGGAUUAUCUCCAGGACUAUACAUUUUUGAUGUUAUGGACGUUGUGGUUGUAUAGAAGCUACCUUAUGCCUCCUUCUCAGUGGUGGUGACUUACCGUAUGCCCAUUCCCAUAUCCGAAUGGUGGCUUCUGAAUAACACAAGACCAAGAAUGAGUUGACGAACAAAUGAAAGCUGACCAUAUUGCAGUCUGGCCCAGGGUGGUCCAACAUUUCCUUCUAAGAAAUACAUUUUGGGAAAAGAACUGAUGAUUGAAUUAGAGUAAUAUAUCUACAGUAGGUUCAGCAUUGGAGAAGAUGACUUAAAACUUUAAGUAUAAACAGUUCUCAAUAAUUAAGUAAUGGUUGAUAAAUAUGGACACAUUUAGCAAGAAAAGAAUGGCAACAUGUUACAAUGUGUGAGACUUUUUAAUAAUAAACUUUAAAGCUAUAUUUAACUACUGAG